Molecule: messenger RNA, 1785 nt
Organism: Ipomoea nil (Japanese morning glory)
Lineage: Eukaryota; Viridiplantae; Streptophyta; Magnoliopsida; Solanales; Convolvulaceae
Exons: 2
Coding region: 1-1785 (594 amino acids)
Biological process (GO): DNA repair; telomere maintenance
Molecular function (GO): DNA helicase activity
Source: RefSeq, a predicted model, not a curated record
AUGGCAUCCACGGAAAAAGGGUUUUGCAAUAGGGCAAAUCUUCUACGUACCACCGGGCACUGGAGAAAUCUAUUAUCUUCGAUGUUUAUUGAAGAUCUAAAAACUGUAGCCGGUCAAACGCAUGUUUCUUUUAGAGAAGCGUGUUAUGCUAGAGGGUUGUUAGAUGACGACAAAGAGUAUGUUGACGCGGUAAACGAAGCAAGUCAAUGGGCAUCAGCUCAUGCUCUGAGAAAAUUGUUUAUUACACUCCUGACUUCCAACUCAAUUGCAAAACCAGAGACUGUAUGGGAAGCGGUGCGGCAUCAGUGGCAUCAUUUAGCUGAUGACGUGCAAUUUAAUACUAGACAUCUAACAAAAGAUCUAGAACUAAUAUUGACCAAACAAGAACGAAAGAACUAUGCAUUGAAUGAGAUUGAACAAUUGCUAGCCGUGUGGGGCAGGACCCUAAAGGACUUCCCAUACAUGCCUGUUCCGGAUUAUGGUGCAUCCAGACUUACAUCUAAUAGACUUAUAUAUGAAGAACUUUCAUAUGAUCGUGAAGCGCAAAGGCUUGAGAAUGAACAAUUAGUUGGCCAAUUAACAGACGAGCAGCGACAUACCUACAACGCAAUUAUGGCAGAUGUUGAUGCAAAGGCAGGAGGGUUGUUUUUUGUGUAUGGUUAUGGAGGAACUGGCAAGACUUUUCUAUGGCGAGCACUUUCUUCAUGCAUAAGGUCAAGAGGUGAAAUUGUUCUAAAUGUUGCAUCUAGCGGUAUAGCAUCAUUACUGCUACCUAGUGAACGUACAGCCCACUCGAGGUUUGCCAUACCUAUCAAUAUAAAUGAGGACUCUACUUGCAACAUUAAACAAGGUAGUCCAUUGGCAGCAUUAAUCGUGCGUUGCAGUCUUAUCAUUUGGGAUGAAGCUCCUAUGAUGCACAAACAUUGCUUCAAAGCAUUGGACAAGACAAUGAGAGAUUUGCUAAGGUUUCAAAAUCCUGGUAGUUUGGAAAUGACCUUCGGUGGGAAGACACUUGUACUUGGUGGAGACUUUAGGCAAAUACUUCCAGUUAUUCCAAAGGGGACAAUGCAAGAUAUUGUCGGAGCAACAAUCAAUUCAUCGUACUUAUGGAAAAAUUGUAGAGUAUUGAGGUUAACAAAAAAUCAUCGGUUGCGUAACAUCCAAGAUUAUGUGGACUAUCACGAAGUAGAAGAUUUCGCCAAGUGGAUAGCUGAGAUUGGUGACGGUGUUGUAGGGAUAGCAAAUGAUAUGGAUUGCGAUAUAUCUAUACCGCAACAGAAUAUAUUGCACUGUGGGGAUGAUCUGAUUACUACAAUAGUUGAAUCUACGUUCCCUAAUUACCGUAGUGCAAACUAUGAUCGAUAUGUUCUUGAAAACCGUGCUAUUUUAGCUCCAACAUUGGAUGUGGUUCACAGCAUUAAUGAGUAUAUGAAUGGAAUGGAUGAAUCCAAAGGUAGAACAUAUUUGAGUUGUGAUUCAGUGUGCAAGUCCGAUUCAAAUGUGGAUAUGUUGUCAGAUUUGCACACACCUGAAUUCUUGAAUGGAAUCAAAUGCUUGGGUAUUCCAAACCAUUGUUUUACGCUAAAGGUAGGCUCUCCAGUGAUGUUGUUAAGAAACAUUGACCAUUCAUUAGGCCUUUGUAAUGGUACUCGGUUGAUUAUUACCAAAUUGGCUGAUUGGGUUAUAGAAGCGAAGAUUAUGUGCGGAGCUCAUGUAGGAACAAAAGUUUUAGUUCCUCGAAUGUCACUAACACCUUCAGAUCCAAGACUACCAUUCAAAUUUUAG